CUUCCAACAAACAUCCGGGAUAGUUUAGGUACUUAAUACAGUACACUAAUGUGAUAUUGUAUUAUAACAGAGGGGAUGUCUUACUACGCGCACACCAUUGGUUUCCUUUUGCUACUUGCCCAUGUAGGGAUGGGCCAAGAGAGCGAUAAGGAUGUUGAUCUGAGAUUUCUCAACAUGUCAUCGAGUUAUCUUAUUGGACAACUGAACAGAGAUGAGCUCUUUAAUCGUCUUAGCAACGCUGAGGCAGAUACAUCCGCUUACCUUGAUCUUAAACUCGAGAAAGAAGAUAGCAGAGUCCUGAAAAAAUCUCAGAAAAUAAUUCGCCAGAUACUGAAGAAAAUGAAGCGUUUCAAAAGUGAAAUACGGAGCAUUACAAAGCACUUUUCAAUCUUGAAGAGGGUUCUUAGUGAAGUAACUGAUACAAAUGUUUCAAAUGCAUUUGUAAAUACGACAAGAAAUCUUAUUAAAGAUAUAUCAAAUAUAAAUAUGGACAUGAGCGGGGACACAUUCCAAAGGCAAAACGAUGAAAUUAAGAGCCUUCAAUCAACAAUGGUAACUUACAAAUCUGCCUUAGUGAGAGAAUCUGGGCCAGAGAUUGCUGAUGCGAUCGAGAAGGCGAUCAAACUGUUAAAAAGUUUCUCCAAAAGCUAUGCGUUUGUAAAGAAAAAUCUUAGCAAGGUUCGUUUUCCAG
Molecule: messenger RNA, 691 nt
Organism: Owenia fusiformis
Lineage: Eukaryota; Metazoa; Annelida; Polychaeta; Sabellida; Oweniidae
Source: the annotation of a GenBank genome assembly